AUGGCUUCCAAGUACGACGUGGCCCUCGUCCAGCUGCAGGGCCCAAGAAACGGAGUCUUAUUGUUAAAGCUGAAUAGACCCGAGUCAGGCAACUCAUUACAUCCUAAACUAGUGGCCGACAUGCUGAGGGCCAUUCGGUGGGCGGAGCAAAAUAAGAAGGUCAAGGUCAUUGUCUUGACUGGAAAUGGUCAAUUCUUCUGCACCGGGAUGGAAUUAAUCAGCAAUGACGAGAUGUCAUUCGCAAUCGGGUCGGACUUCCACCAACUUAACGAGGCACUUAUUUUGAGUGAGAAGAUUCUGGUCGCCGCGGUGAAUGGGCCUGCUGUGGGUUACGGCGUUAGCAGCCUUGCAUUGCUUGAUUUGGUCUAUUCCAUCCCGGACGCCUAUUUCUUCACGCCAUUCGUCAAGUGGGGGAUGGCCCCAGAGGCUGCUUCGAGCCUGACGUUCGCAAGGAUAAUGGGCCACCAGAGAGCAUCCUUGUUGUGUCUUACUGGGGAGCGGAUCCUAGCUCCAGAGGCAAUGCAAUUAGGUCUUGUCAGCAAAGUCCUACCAGCCAAGGACUUUAUGGGCCAAGUUAUGGAGAUCGCAGAAAAUCUUGCCCAGUCACCAGCCGGUUCUCUCCAGGGAACAAAACGAUUGAUGAAACAAUCAGUCAUCAAGGAGUUACUGGAAGCAAACGAUCGUGAAUGCCGUCUUAUCCAUGAGGAAAGGAUACCAAGCGGGGACCCUCAAAAGGGAAAAAAGCAAUUCGAACUCGCACAACACCAGAAACGCAAGUUUAAACAGCUUGCCAAGGGUCUGCUGUAA
Aspergillus alliaceus is the source of this 807-nucleotide messenger RNA. RefSeq names its product enoyl-CoA hydratase/isomerase family protein. The transcript has 2 exons. The coding region runs from base 1 to 807 and encodes 268 amino acids. NCBI's taxonomy places the organism in Eukaryota, Fungi, Ascomycota, Eurotiomycetes, Eurotiales, Aspergillaceae. The record is from RefSeq and is a predicted model, not a curated record.